AUGGCAGUUACUCCUGCGGCGUGGUCCACUGGCCUUUGUGACUGUUGCGAUGAUAUUGGGACUUGCAUCAUAACUUGUUUUUGCCCUUGUAUUACAUUUGGCCGCGUUGCAGAGAUCAUUGACAGAGGAACAACAACAUGUGAGGUAAGCGCAGUUUUAUACGCGAUUAUAUGCUGCCUUACUGGAUGCCACUGGAUAUUGUCAUGCUUUUAUCGGAAGAAGAUAAGGAACAUCUUCUUCCUCGAGGAUAGCCCUUGCCCAGAUUGCCUCUUACACUUCUGUUGUGACACUUGCGCGCUGUGCCAGGAGUAUAGAGAGCUCAAAAAUCGCGGGCUUGAUGCGAAUUUAGGGUGGAAGGGUAAGUCGGAUCGGGAGACUGUGAUCAUGGCGCCUCCGGCGGUUGAACGAGACAUGGUUAGAGAAAAUAUGCAAUGAGUUUAGAUUUGCUUGGUUAUGAAGUGUAGGAACUAGGUAGCUAGGCUACUAGCUGUAUGCAUUAUUUACUCUAUUAUGGUACUCUAGAUAUAUUGUAAUAAUGACA
Asparagus officinalis (garden asparagus) is the source of this 541-nucleotide messenger RNA. Its product is annotated as cell number regulator 2-like. Bases 1 to 435 code for a protein of 144 amino acids. The transcript has 4 exons. The record is from RefSeq and is a predicted model, not a curated record. NCBI's taxonomy places the organism in Eukaryota, Viridiplantae, Streptophyta, Magnoliopsida, Asparagales, Asparagaceae.